Arabis nemorensis is the source of this 810-nucleotide messenger RNA. Lineage: Eukaryota; Viridiplantae; Streptophyta; Magnoliopsida; Brassicales; Brassicaceae. The record is from the annotation of a GenBank genome assembly.
AUGACGAACAAUUUCGCAUUUCCUGGUGAUGGUGAUGGUGAUGCUCUCGUUUCUUCAAGACGACUCGUUUUGCUUGCAUCUGUUUGUUCCGGUAUUCUCAUGUGCAAAAUCGUUUAUGACUUGACUGGUUUCAUAAGUCCAUUGAUCUUUAGUGCUUAUGGAAAACUCGAAAGCAAAGUUAGAAUGGAAUGGAACAACAGGGGAUUCUCAACUUUUCAUGCUAUUGUUGUUGCUGUGGCUUCAAUCUACAUCCUGGUGAUAUCAGAUCAAUUCGAUGAGAAUGUUCAUGGCGAUUUAGUCAUCAAUAGUACUACGAGGCUAUCGGAAUCUGUAAUGGGGCUCUCCUUAGGCUAUUUUCUAGCUGACUUAGCGAUGAUCUUUUGGCAUUUUCCUACUCUUGGUGGUAUUGAAUAUGUUUUUCAUCAUGGCUUAUCGAUGUUCUCGAUCAUUCUUUCUGUCACAAGCGGACAAAGUCAGUUCUACAUAUUCAUAGUUCUCUUUUCAGAGGCUACAACCCCGUUUGUUAACCUACGGUGGUACUUGGAUACUAGUGGUCAAAAAGGCUCUAAGGCUUACACGGUCAACGGGAUUGCCCUGUUCUUGGGUUGGCUGUUGGCAAGGGUCCUUUUGUUCAUUUACUUCUUUGUUCACAUGUACCUUCAUUUCCAUCAGGUGAGGCAAGUGUUUCCAUUGGGAUUUUACAGCCUUCUUACGAUACCACCGGCUCUGGCAGUGAUGAAUCUCAUUUGGUUCUGGAAAAUCACCAAAGGAUUGAUCAAAACAAUCUCCAAGGCGAGACACCGGGAAUGA